GGCCGGUAAACAUCAACAGAAGAAGAACACUUCCGUUCGUGAAGGUGACAGUGAUGGCGGCGGCUGUGGUUCGCGGAAUCGGCUCAAAUCUGUCCAAAAAUCUGCGUGAGGUCCGUCUGCACUUGUGCCAGAUAUCAGCUGCCAGUCAGGGAACCAGGGAUUUUAUUGAGCAGCAUUAUGUGACAUUAAAGAAGGCAAACCCGGAGUUCCCCAUCCUGAUCCGAGAGUGCUCUGGAGUUCAGCCCGUGCUGUGGGCACGAUAUGGUUUUGGCAAAGAACACAACGUUUCACUGGACAACAUGAACGCUGACCAAGUGGCCAAAGCUCUUGAAUCAGUAGUAAAUGCAAAGCCCUGAGGAAACACCCUGAUGUAAAAUAAUGUAAAUGUUAUUUGUGUCCAAAAUUGAAAAUAAAUGUCUAUUCUAAAGAUUUU
Messenger RNA from Carassius auratus (goldfish), 433 nucleotides. Its product is annotated as NADH dehydrogenase [ubiquinone] 1 alpha subcomplex subunit 2. Bases 54 to 356 code for a protein of 100 amino acids. Gene Ontology annotation, cellular component: respiratory chain complex I. The record is from RefSeq and is a predicted model, not a curated record. Lineage: Eukaryota; Metazoa; Chordata; Actinopteri; Cypriniformes; Cyprinidae. The transcript is spliced from 3 exons.